Cuscuta europaea is the source of this 3653-nucleotide messenger RNA. NCBI's taxonomy places the organism in Eukaryota, Viridiplantae, Streptophyta, Magnoliopsida, Solanales, Convolvulaceae. The record is from the annotation of a GenBank genome assembly.
CAGGAAGUUAGAACUUAGAAGAAAACUCUCAACGGCCGGGCAGUUCUCGAUCGAUGACCAAUGACCAUCACGCCUAGCUAAUUUCUUCUUGUCCAUGGAAUGAAACCCUUCCUUUCUGGAGCAGCUCGAUUCCGCCCUCCCAUGGACAAGGUGAGUGCGGUCUCCAAGUGACGUGAGGCAUUUAAGAGUAAGUUUUUCAAUUCUUAAUGUUGGCGUUUGAUUGCUUCACUAUCUCGUACAAUCUGAUGUUUUCUCUUACAUUGUUCUCUUCGUAAGAGUAUUUUUGAAUUAUUAGUCAAGAUUCUAUAUAAUUUGAUUCGAUGGAGACAUAAUUCUCUUCUGUUCAUGGAAUUUCAAAAACUGAUUUGUGUAGGUAAGUUCAGGUUUACAUUUUGAUUAGUAUUGCCGGGGGCGGACGCAGAAAAAACAUCUUGGGGCGAAAAUAAUUUUUGAAGGACUCAAAAUAAUUUUUGGGAAGAGGGAAAUUAUUUUUCGUAUAUAUAUACGCUAAAAAAAUUGUUGGGGGCGGUAGCCCCCUUGGGUCUCUACUAUGGUCUGCCCCUGAGUAUCGUUGUUCUUGUUGAGACAAAAGAGUUGAAGCUCCAUUCCCCGUGUGUGAUUCUGCAGUUUUGAUUCUUGGAUAAUUUUUCAAGUUUAAUUUCAGAGCCCAUUUCCUCUUCAUCCAGGCCUAAUCAAAGCCAGAAGAACUUCCCGUCCGGCGAGUCGCACUGUCGCAGUCGCAGAGACGCCAGCCAGCGGCUAAGAGGCCUGCAGCCCCGCACACCACACCCGCCUCCCGCCUCCCGCCGCCGCAUCCCCUUCCGCCGCACCCGCCUCACGCCGCCGCUGCCUGGUAAUCUGCUUCUCACUUCAUAGCUUCUUGGAGUUCUGGCUGCCUUCGUUAAUCUCCCCAACAGGCAUUAUAUAGCGCAGUAGCAAGUGGUUAACUCAGACAUGGUGGGGUGAACGUGUGAAGUUGGUUACCAGUAACGUGUAGAAAUUGCUACUUGGUGAAUUCUUGUCCGCCAUCUGCAAUGAUUUUGAAUUUACUGCUGGUGUUCUAAAUUCUUUGGAGCAUGUACAUGCACAUGAUUAAAGUUGUCCAUCGCCAACUUUUCUUAUCUUAUGCCCGUGCAUUUUUUUGCAUGUUCACAUGUUGUAUUAAGUGUUUCAGGAGUACACUGUCUUCAUGAUCUUCAGAAGAAGCAUUUAUCAUCUGCUCCCAUCAGCUCAUCUGAUUAUUCAUCCAAUUCCCAUAGCAAACAAUUUAAAGUUUUUCUCCACCUCAGGUUCUUUCCAUUCUGGGUUGAGAACAGAUUCUGAUAUUGGCAUCCUACUUGCUAAAUUGUCUCCUGGGAGCAGUGAGGAUGAGGUUUUCAUGUCUCUUCAAUCCAACCCAGACUGUGAUGCCAUCCAGCCUAGUCAUAACCUUGUUGGGAAACUGCUUCAUUGCUUCAAAGAUGAUUGGAAGUCAGCAUUGGGAGCUUUUAGAUGGGCAGAAUCACGACCCGGCUACAAACCCUUACCAGAAUUCUACGAUAAAGUGCUGGACAUACUCGGGAAAAUGAAAAAAAUGGAUAAAAUGUGUGCUUUUUUAGAUGAAAUGUCUGAAAAUCAGGAUCAUAUUGUUACUCUAAGCACCAUAGGGAAAGUCAUGAGAAGGUUUGCAGGAGCUGGGGAAUGGAAAGGAGCAGUUAGGGUAUUUGAUGAGUUAGGCAAAUAUGGGUUUGAGAAGAACACUGAAUCCAUGAAUUUGCUACUUGAUGCACUCUGCAAAGCAAACAGAGUUCUCCAGGCACGUGAAAUCUUUUUGGAGCUUAAGUCGCACAUUCCACCAAAUCUAAACACUUUCAACAUAUUUAUUCAUGGGUGGUGCAAUGCCAACCGGGUGGAUGAAGCUCAUUGGACGGUUCAGGAGAUGAAAGGGCAUGGGUUUCACCCUUGUGUUAUCAGCUACUCGACGAUAAUCAAUUCCUAUUGUAAGCAAUCUGAGUACCCCAAAGCCUUUGAGCUUCUUGAUGAAAUGAAGGCUCAAGGGUGCAAACCAAAUGUGGUCACCUUCACCACAAUGAUUUCUUCAUUGACAAAGAUAGAGAGGUUUGAGGAAGCACUGAAGGUUUGUGACAGGAUGAGAUCGUAUGGUGUUGAACCUGAUACGCUUUUCUAUAACGCAUUGAUUCACACAUUAGGUAGGUCCUGCAAGCUGAAAGAGGCUAUAGAUGUCCUCAAAGUUGAGAUGCCGAUUUAUGGUGUGAAACCAAACACUUCAACUUAUAAUUCUUUGAUUGCGAUGUUUUGUUAUCACAGACAAGAAGAACCUGCUUUAGAGUGUCUGAGAGAAUUGGAAAGAUCGCCACAUUGUGAACCUGAUAUGCAGUCAUACUAUCCUGUGCUCAAGCUUUGCUUUAGAAAUGGGAAGACUGAUGAUUUAUUGCCCAAGUUACUAGAUGACAUGGUUAAUGAGCAUCAUCUGAGUUUGGAUCUAUCAGGGUAUUCACUUUUGAUCCAUGGGUUGUGCAGAUCAAAUAAAUGUGAGUGGGCAUAUAGGCUUUUUGAAGAGAUGGUAGCCAAAGAGGUCACACCUCGAUAUCAGACAUGCACUCUUCUUUUGGAGGAAAUUAAACAGAAGAAUAUGUUUCAUGCUGCCGAGAGGAUUGAAGACUUCAUGAAGAAAAUGAAAAAAUCCUCUUGAACUAGUGUAUAGUUUUUUUGAAGCAAGUGCCUCACCAAUUCUGUGAUGAAUAAAAGUCAAAAGUUACUAUCUUGUGUAUCGUUGUCUUGUUAAUGAUAUACUAAAUUUGAGGCUCUAAACAUGGUAUUUUGCAUCAGAUUUGCGUAUUUGGGAUAAGAUCCAGAAAAUUGUGGCAAUAGAAGUCGUAGGAAUGUAUCGCUUACAGGACAGAUACAUGUAUUUCUCUAAAAUUGCUGCUUUGCUUGUUUGGUCCGCUGGAAGUAUUUAAGCAACUACAGCUUCAAACAACAAGAAUCAAACAAGCUGCCAUGUGAGAAGAAAAAAGGACAACAGCCUGUAGUCUUCAUGCCACCGCCAUAAACCGAAGAAGAUAUCAGAAAUUUCCCCAACAAUGUUCGAAAGUAUUGUGAGUCUGCCCGUGUUUGUCUAUUGCAUUUUGUGGUAAUUUUACUUGUCACCCUACUUACGAUUAGCCUUAUAUUAAUCCCAUUUGUUUUAAUAAAUGUUAUUUUGUGUGAUAAAAGGACAACUAUGAAGAACAACAAUCCACUAAAGUCAAGUUUGAAAUUGAUUAAAAUCGAUAUAUUUUUGUUGCGGUUGUUUCUCAAACUUAUAAAAUUAAUGAUGUGAAUAAGUGGGUAGUCAUCGGGAUUACCAAACACAUUUGUAAAACAAAAGUUCUUUUACCUCUUAUACUACUAUAGAAGAUGAUGAAGAGCUCGUGUACUUAGCAGACUCAAAAACUGCAAAGGUGCAUCGUAAAGGGAAAGCUCUUCUUAAGCUCACAUCGGAGAAAACUUUAUCACUAAAUGACGUGCUUCAUGUGCCUGAGAUUUGGACUAAUUUAGCUUCCGUUUCUCUCUUGGGAAAAGGUGGGGUUAAAAUAUUUUUUGAUUGUGAAAAAAUAUCUUGACAAAAAAUGAAGUGUGCAAAUGCUAUUGUAAGAAUGAAUGUUAUGUGC